CCCGGCGCGCGGCAGGGUCCUCGACUGGCGCCGCUCCCGGGGAUGGUGAGCAAGGCGCUACUGCGCCUGGUUUCUGCCAUCAACCGCAGGAGGAUGAAGCUGCUGCUGGGCAUCGCCCUGGUCGCCUACGUUGCCUCUGUUUGGGGCAACUUCGUUAAUAUGAGGUCUAUCCAGGAAAAUGGUGAACUAAAAAUCGAGAGCAAGAUUGAAGAGAUUGUUGAGCCACUAAGAGAGAAAAUCAGAGACUUGGAAAAAAGCUUCACCCAGAAAUACCCGCCAGUAAAAUUUUUAUCAGAAAAGGACCGUAAGCGAAUUUUGAUAACCGGAGGUGCAGGGUUUGUGGGUUCCCACCUAACUGACAAACUAAUGAUGGAUGGGCACGAGGUGACAGUGGUGGACAACUUCUUCACGGGCAGGAAGAGAAACGUGGAACACUGGAUUGGCCACGAGAACUUUGAGCUCAUUAACCACGACGUUGUAGAACCCCUCUACAUUGAAGUUGACCAGAUAUAUCAUCUGGCAUCUCCAGCCUCCCCUCCAAACUACAUGUAUAAUCCUAUCAAGACGUUAAAGACCAAUACAAUUGGGACUUUAAAUAUGUUGGGGCUGGCAAAACGAGUCGGGGCGCGUCUUCUCCUGGCCUCCACCUCCGAGGUGUACGGAGAUCCUGAAGUCCACCCUCAAAGUGAGGAUUACUGGGGCCACGUGAAUCCAAUAGGACCCAGAGCCUGUUACGAUGAAGGCAAGCGUGUUGCAGAGACCAUGUGCUAUGCCUAUAUGAAGCAGGAAGGAGUUGAAGUACGAGUGGCGAGAAUAUUCAACACCUUCGGGCCACGCAUGCAUAUGAACGACGGACGGGUUGUCAGCAACUUCAUCCUGCAGGCCCUCCAGGGGGAGCCACUCACGGUGUAUGGAUCCGGAUCUCAGACGAGGGCAUUCCAGUACGUGAGUGAUCUCGUGAACGGGCUUGUGGCUCUGAUGAACAGCAACGUCAGCAGCCCUGUCAACCUGGGGAAUCCAGAAGAACAUACGAUACUAGAAUUUGCUCAGUUAAUUAAAAACCUUGUCCCACUGGAAGAAGGUUUAAAUAAAGCGAUUCACUACUUCCGCAAAGAACUUGAGUACCAGGCAAAUAAUCAGUACAUCCCCAAACCCAAACCUGCAAGAAUAAAAAAAGGAAGGACACGCCAUACCUGAACACCUCAGUUCCUGGGACAGGAGACUCCCUGAUUACACUUGAUGGGAUGUAUUUUUGUUUGUUUUCCUUUUUAUUUUUUUUGAAGAAAGACUUAAACAGGUGUCAUGAAGAACAAACUGGAAUUUCAUUCUGAAGCUUGCUUUAAAGAAAUGGAUGUGCCUAAAAACUCCCCUCAAAAAACUGCAGAUUUUGCCUUGCACUUUUUAAAAUCUCUCUUUUUAUGUAAAAUAGGGUAGAUGCAUCUUUGCGUAUUUUCAAGUUUUUUAUCUUGCUGUGAGAGCAUAUGUUGUGACUGUCGCUGACAGUUUUAUUUACUGGUUUCUUUGUGAAGCUGAAAAAGAACAUUAAAUGGGAUGAAAAAUGCCAAUUUAUUUAUAAAAGUGGGUACUUAUAAAUGAGACAUUAUACUAUGCAUAAAGACAAGAAAAGCUUGCAGUGUGGUCAGGUGGGUAGCGCCGGCAUUUACCGUUCAAGCUGACAAAAGAAUUCUGUUUGAAAGCUUUAUGUUUCUUUCAAUUCAGAAUGUUUCCAAGGUCUAGUUUUUAGUUGCACACUUGACUUUGAAAUAGUUCUGUUGGUUAUCACAGUUAAGGACAUUUGGAAUCACUACUGUGUCGUGCUGUGUGUUUUGGGGGAAAAAUAAACAUAUUCUUGGUUAACAGUGGUUGAAUAUGCUAUUUUAAUAAAAUAUUGAAACUUACUGGUUAUGGACGAUUAGUUUUUAAAGGCUGGUUUUCUGCUUUGCUUGGUGCAUUGUUGGGUUGCUGAGAAAAAUACUGGAGAAUUUAGUUUAAAAGAAAGUUCUGGAAGCAUCCAAAACAAAAAAAGGAAACCCUGCUGCCCUCAAGUCAAUUCUAACUCAUAGCAACCCUAUAGGACAGAGUAGAACCGCCCUCUAGAGUUUCCAAGGAGCAGCUGGUAGAUUGGAACUGCCAAACUUUUGGUUAGCAGCUGAGCUCUUAACCACUGUGCCACGAAAGCAUUCAGCUUUAUAAAAUAGGCAAUUUGAUGUGUGGCACUUUAAAGCUUUUACGUGUGACUCUGGCCAGAUCUGUGCAUAUAAUAUUCACUGCUGUGUGGAGGAGUUUUCAGAUCUUCAGGGUUAGAAACAUGUCGGGUCCUUCCCUGGCAGCAAAGACCAGAUG
Messenger RNA from Trichechus manatus latirostris (Florida manatee), 2343 nucleotides. It is a transcript of the gene UXS1, whose product is annotated as UDP-glucuronate decarboxylase 1. Bases 43 to 1197 code for a protein of 384 amino acids. Gene Ontology annotation, biological process: D-xylose metabolic process. Gene Ontology annotation, molecular function: NAD+ binding; UDP-glucuronate decarboxylase activity. Lineage: Eukaryota; Metazoa; Chordata; Mammalia; Sirenia; Trichechidae. Gene Ontology annotation, cellular component: cytoplasm. The transcript has 14 exons. The record is from RefSeq and is a predicted model, not a curated record.